GAAACGUACCAUCCACUGGCACACGUGUUUUUCACGCUCCUCCCCCAAAUUUACCACGGACCGUCGCUAAGGGGGGUUAAAGUAGGAAGUCCCAACUCCCCUCGAGGCACGUUUUCGUGUAAUUGAAGAAAGAAAAGACAGAAUAGGUUCGGUCAAUCUUCAUUUACGACCUGGGCCAUUCAGGUGACAAAAGGAGGAUACUUCGCAAGGCGAUCAAAUCAACACCAUAGUCUGACAGUGAUCUCAGGUACAACACCCCAACCAAGAUUAAGGCAGACACGGCAGGCAACACCAGAAGACGUGCGAACCCCAGUGGCGACACAACUCCUGCAUCCUCCGUUUUUUUUUAUAUCAGGAUUCAAAGUUACCACACUGACAAAGUGUCAUCAAACCUCUCAGCUGCAUCAUCAAGAAGAUUUCCUUCUUAGAAAGAGUAUUUAGAAAUACACGAGCUGAACUGGAACCAACCAUAGGUGUUCAGAAAAAUAUUUUAAGACACUGAAACAUUUUAUAUUUUGAAAAUGACCACAGGAACAGAUGAGAAGACCAGGGAUAGUGAACAGCAAGAAACUUGCAGCCAAGUUAAGGUCACUCUUCAAGACAAAGAGCUCUGGUCAAAAUUUAAGACAUUGACCAACGAAAUGAUUGUCACUAAAACUGGAAGGCGAAUGUUCCCAGUAUUAAAGGUAAAAAUCAGCGGACUCGAUCCAGAUUGCAUGUAUUCUCUCCUGGUCGACUUCAUCCAAAUGGAUAAAACACGCUGGAAAUAUGUGAAUGGGGACUGGGUCCCUGGGGGAAAGGCUGAGGCCCCAGCUCCAGAUUGUGUGUACACCCAUCCAGAUUCCCCAAACUUUGGGGAACACUGGAUGAAACAGCCUGUUACGUUUGACAAGAUCAAACUGACUAAUAAGAUGAAUGGUCAAGCACAGAUAAUGCUGCAUUCGUUGCAUAAAUACGAACCAAGGAUUCACUUAGUGAAGGUUGGAAGUCGCAACGAAAGAAAAAGUAUGUCGACAUUCAGUUUCCAAGAAACGCAGUUCAUAGCAGUCACAGCAUAUCAAAACGAAGAGAUCACAUCAUUGAAGAUCAAGUAUAACCCAUUUGCCAAAGCCUUCCAGGAUAUCAAAGAAGCCGCCAAAAGUACCAAUUCCUUAGAUGGACAGGAUAGCAACCGCCAUGGUUCCCCAACACAAAACAUUACCAGCACGUGGUCACUACCCACUUCCACAGCAGGUAUCAUGUCACCACCCAGAGCACACUUUCCCGCGCUGGGAAUGUUAGAAGACCGUCUGCAAACUUUGCGAAAUCAAAACAGAUUUAGCCCCUACCAGAGGAGACCACACGCCCAUGGUCUUCCUACACACGUGGACCUGACUUCCAGUUCUAUGCCAGUCUUCAACUUCCCUGAUGCUUGGGGGUCUGCACCAACCCCAGCGGCGUGCUUCGGCCGAACUCCCACACAGCCGCCAUCACACCAGCCCUCAUAUCCACUGUGGGCAGCGAUGGGAAACUUUUCUCCGCCAUCGAACUGCGCCAUGGCCCAGUACUUCCACAACCCCCAGAACUAUGCGCCCAUCUCCCAGAUUUCACCCGCCACUCAGGCUCUCUCAAACGCCACAGGCACUAUGGACAUGUCAGCGUCAUCUCGCCUACCGACUCAGAAUUUAAACCCUCAGAAAAUAGGUAGUCAUAGUAACAUGAUAAAAACAACAAAUUAUAGCGGGCAUGAUGCCCAGGCAGAAUGGGCGAUGACGUUUCAGGGGAUCACUGCUGCAGCUGCGUCCAGCGAACCGAAGAGGCCGCUCUGGGAGACUCUACAUGUCCUUCCGCAACUCUGACUCCGAGGUUGACAAAAUUACCGAGCUCAUUUUUCAUUUAUUUCAUAGAGAUAGACUCAAUAUUUUAGCAUAAACUAAACACAGUGAUAAUACUCAGGGGUAUUUUUGUGAUAUUUUAAAAAAAGUUUGGUAGGCUUACCUCAUGCUUUAAUAUACUAAUGAUAAAACUGUGAAUGGCCGGCAACUAAAGACUUCGUCGUGCAACAUUUAAUAGGCUUGUGGGUUUAACAAGCUCACGAGUAAUUAGUUUAAAGAUCUUUCAUGCUUCAUAUGAAUUUUUAGCUGACAUUGAAUUAUCUUUCAUUAAAAGUGACAAAUACCAUUUCUUAAGACAGAAUAUAGAGCAAAAAUUCUCUAUUUGUACAAGAAUGUAUAUAUAUAUAUUAAAUAUAACGUAAAAUAGUAUCAAAUAUUGCAACUUUGUGGAUUAUGGAUCGAAUCGUGUCUUACAUUGAAAUUUUAGCAAUAAUCCCCAAAGGUAAACACAAAUUAAAAAGAAGUGUGGUUGGCUAAUUAUAUUUUCUGUUCAUAAUAAUAUGGUAAGUAAUAAAAACACCUACAGGGUUGCUACAGACCUACGCGUUUGAAAA
Molecule: messenger RNA, 2428 nt
Organism: Lingula anatina
Lineage: Eukaryota; Metazoa; Brachiopoda; Lingulata; Lingulida; Lingulidae
Product: T-box transcription factor T-A
Biological process (GO): cell fate specification; positive regulation of DNA-templated transcription; regulation of transcription by RNA polymerase II
Cellular component (GO): nucleus; chromatin
Molecular function (GO): RNA polymerase II cis-regulatory region sequence-specific DNA binding; DNA-binding transcription factor activity, RNA polymerase II-specific
Source: RefSeq, a predicted model, not a curated record